AUGCACGAGCUUACCCCACCAAUACUAUCCAUCACUCCACCCGUUCUUGCUCCGGAAGAGAUUAUGCUAAAUGUCGAUAUAGACUCGAAGAUGGACAUGGAUAUAGAUAUGGAUCAAGAGUAUUUCGAUCCUUGUGGACAUUAUCUUCCACAAAUUAUCUAUCCCGAAUCAUCUCUUCAAUCCUUCUUCAAUCUCAUUACAUCUCCAUCUAGAGCGAUGAUAGAUCCUAGGGUCAUAUCUCAAUUGAUUCAUGUAGACGAACUUCAAGAUCAAGACCAAAAAUUUGAGAUCGAGCAUCAAGGAAUGCGGAUCGAAGAUCUUUCCACUCCUUCGGAAGAUGAGCCCGACUCUCAGACCGAAUUAGCAAUGACGACUGGGCAGAACGAUAACGGAGGACCUUCCCCUCCAAUGCUACCCCAUAAUUCCACAAGGCUUACUCAAACGCUGCAUACUCCCUCAUUACGAGUCAUGCCCAGAAUCACCUCUCCAAUUCAAGCCACAUUCGCCACAGGACCAAACCUUAUUCCACUUGGUCGUCGACCGCCACGAUUUUUCGGUAAUCCCACGGGUGUGAAUAAUAAUAUACACCCUCAACGAUUGCCUUUCUUUGCUCCUUGGAUAAUCGUUUCCCCAAAGCCGAAUGAUGACCAUCAAAAUGUACCUCUUUGA
Molecule: messenger RNA, 669 nt
Organism: Kwoniella botswanensis
Lineage: Eukaryota; Fungi; Basidiomycota; Tremellomycetes; Tremellales; Cryptococcaceae
Exons: 2
Coding region: 1-669 (222 amino acids)
Source: RefSeq, a predicted model, not a curated record